Molecule: messenger RNA, 1786 nt
Organism: Prunus mume (Japanese apricot)
Lineage: Eukaryota; Viridiplantae; Streptophyta; Magnoliopsida; Rosales; Rosaceae
Product: putative F-box protein At5g55150
Source: RefSeq, a predicted model, not a curated record
AAUGUUGAAUAGAAGAGAAGAAAAUUCAAAAGCAACACAAAUUUAGGUUGGGUUGGGACGCAUCCAGCUUCACCCAACACGAUGAGGAGGCUUUACGCCCGCCAUAACAUAAGUUAAGCUGGCACAAAAACUGCAACUGCAACUCCGGGCAGGCAGGCAUCGGCGGACAAGACCCACUGAUGAGGGAGGUUGAGGCUGGGUACGGAUCCAAUGAGUCUAUCCCUAGCGGAGCAACAAGACCCACUGAUGAGGGAGGUUGAGGCUGGGUACGGAUCCAAUGAGUCUAUCCCUAGCGGAGCAACAAGACCCAGUGCUGCUCCAUUACGUCGAUGCAGCAUCUCAAAAGUUGCAGAAAGCUCGUCGAUUUCAUGGAGGACCACGGCUGUCAGCUUCAGCAAUGGGGAAUGGGCAAGUUAUCCAGCACUUGUCUUUUUGAUUCUGGAUAAGUUAUUAGAACCCAUUGACCAUGUCCGUUUUGCUGCCGUCUGCAAGAAAUGGCGUUCUAUGUCCAAAAUCUAUAAUCAGGCAACGCAGCGGUGGCACAACAAACAACUUCUCCCCAUGCUCUUGAUCCCGAACCAGGACAAAAACAACGACCGAAGAGUAUUGUACAGCAUUUCUGAAGGAAGAAUCUACAACAAUAUUCAACUGCAAGUUCCUUUUAAGAGGAGGUGUAGUGGCUCUUGCCAUGGCUGGUUUGCCACAGUUGAUCCAACAGACCAAGGUGUAGUGACCGUAACACUCAGGAACCCUUUCACAAAAGCAAAUCCCAUUUAUCUCCCUCCCUUGAAUGCCCAUGUCUCAGUUUAUGGACCAUCCUACUUUGAGCAUUAUGUUCCUAAGGUUAUCUUGUCCACUGACCCCACUCUGAAUCCGGAGAAUUACGUGGUUGUAGCACUUUACCGUUGCUGGUUUGAGUUGGCUUUCAUCAAGGCAGGCCAAAACUCCUGGACCUACGUCAACCCUGCUGGAACUUCAUAUGGUGAUGUAAUAUUCUAUAAAAGCCAAUUGUAUGCAGUCACAUCAUUUGGAGCGAUUGGGUCAUUGGAUAUUUAUGGUAGUGAUAGUAAUAACCCUUCACAACCACCAUCGAUAAAGCUACUCACACCUCGAAAGCCAUUCCGAUCUUAUUGUUUUCAUGCAUAUCUUGUGGAAUCAACUGAGGGAGACUUGUUGCAUAUACUAAGAUAUUAUGUGCCAAAGGACGGUGCUUUUAGGUUUUGUAAUAGGCAGACACUGGGAUUUGCGGUUUACAAGUGGGUGUUGAACGAUGAAGAAGAAGGAGGUUCUAUUGCGCACAAGGUUGAGGUAAAAAGCAUUGGAGAUGAGGCUCUGUUCGUGGGCGACAAUCAUUCAAUCUCUGUUUUGGCUUCAAACUUUCCUGGAUGUCAGCCAAAUUCCAUAUAUUACGCCGAUGAUUUCCUAUCAACUUCUCCUUUGUCAGAUGGUGAUGAAGCAAAUGAUAUGGGGAUUUUCAACUUGGAAGACGGAACCAUCACGCAACAUUACUCAGUGAAAACCAAUACUCAAAGAGCUAUUUGGGUUGUGCCACCUUUUAAUGGACUAUGUUAGUCUAGCCUCUAAAUCAUCCUACUAUUCAUUGAGCAUUGCCUUGACAAGUUAGGAUGUUUUUGUAGAUUUUUGCUUUAUUUAUUACUGUGUGCCAAUUGGGUUUUUUUUUUCAAACUGAGCUUUUCAUUUUCAUUUUUUAUUUAUUUUAAUUUAAAUAAAGUGUGAAUGUACUAUUUUAUCCCUAUUUAAUAAAGUGUCUUAUAUUUUGUAUUUU